ACUCCCGUUAGCGGCCACUGCAUAAAAACGGCUAAAUUGAAUGAUCAGUUAUGUUGUCGUUAAUAAUGGAUGUAUCUGUACGCCAUCGUGAUCUGUUAUGAAAACUUGUGUCUUUGUAAUAAUGCAAUCAAGCCUGUCCUUGACUCAUCUGGUUAUAAACUGAUCAUGUGAUUGUGAUUUGAUCAGAAAAUAAAGACAAUAGCAGUCUUCUGAGUUCAGCGAACUUGGACCUAUAGUGAAUAUUAUAGAGAGGUAGAAUGUAAAACACGAUGGCUGGUUUUGAAACGUACCAGGAGUAUCAGCGAAUAGAGGAUUAUGAUGAAGACUCGCCUCCAGGAGAGGAAGAUUUACUCAUCCAUGUGCCAGAGGGCAGAGGAGACCCAUGGCAUCAUAUCAAGAACCUCGACAAUUUCUUCACAAGAAUCUAUCAUUUCCAUCAGAAGAAUGGAUUCGCCUGUAUGGUGUUAUCAGAGUUUUUUGAACUUGUGCAAUUCCUGUUUGUGGUCACGUUUACAACUUUUCUCUUCAACUGUGUGGAAUAUGAUGUUCUCUUUGCCAACCGGGUGGUCAACCACACGGGUCAGAGCCUCGGUCCAUUAGACAGGAACAAGGUCACCCUUCAUGAUGCGAUUUUACCUGGCGAGCAGUGCACUGAGAGGAUUCAAGGAAACAGCUGGAUCAUCUUUCUCUUGAUAAUGGCAGCCAUUUUCUGGCUUUAUCGGCUCGUGAAAGUGAUCUUCAACGUCCUCAGCUACUGGGAGAUCCGACAGUUUUAUAAAAAAGCACUGAAAAUACAGAUGGAUGAGCUGUGCAACUUCACGUGGCAAGAAGUUCAAGGCCGUUUGAUCCACCUGCAGCGUGAGCAGCCCAUGUGCGUCCAGAAGCGUGAACUUUCCGAGCUAGACAUCUAUCACCGCAUCCUGCGCUUUAAAAACUACACGGUGGCCAUGAUCAACAAGUCCCUGCUGCCCGUCAGACUGCGUGUGCCCUUCUUCGGUGACACGAUUUUCCUCACGCAGGGCCUAAAAUACAACUUUGAGCUCAUUCUGUUCUGGGGCCCUCUGUCGCUCUUCCAGAACAAGUGGAGUCUGCAUCCCAAAUACAAACGGGCGGCAAACCGGCAGGAGCUCGCCAAGCAUCUCAGCCGCAUCAUCCUGUUGACGGGUCUGGUCAAUCUGCUGCUGUGUCCUUUUGUGCUGGUGUGGCAGGUGCUGUAUGCGUUCUUUAGCUACGCUGAAGUCAUCAAGCGUGAGCCGGGAAAUUUGGGGGCCCGGCGCUGGUCGCUGUACGGCCGUCUCUACCUGCGCCACUUUAACGAACUGGAUCACGAGCUGCAAGGCAGGCUGGGUCGUGGGUACAAACCCGCCGCCAAAUACAUGAACGCUUUCGUUUCUCCUCUGCUGGCGGUGCUGGCCAAAAACGUGGCUUUCUUCUCCGGCUCGGUGCUCGCCGUGCUCAUCGCUCUGACGGUGUACGAUGAAGAUGUGCUAACCGUGCAGCACAUCCUGACCGCCAUCACUGUACUUGGCGUGGUCAUCACCAUCACCAGGUCGUUUAUUCCAGAUGAACAUAUGGUGUGGUGUCCUGAACAGCUGCUACAGUGUGUCCUGGCCCACAUUCACUACAUGCCCGACCACUGGAAGGGCAACGCUAACAAGAGCGAGACCCGUGACGAGAUGGCACAGCUUUUCCAGUAUAAAGCGGUCUUUAUAUUGGAGGAGCUUCUGAGUCCCAUAAUUACCCCCUUCAUCCUCAUCUUCCCCCUGCGGAGCAAGUCUUUAGAAAUCAUCGACUUCUUCCGCAACUUCACCGUAGAUGUGGCAGGGGUGGGAGACAUUUGUUCAUUCGCCCAGAUGGACAUCAGGCGCCAUGGAAAUCCACAGUGGAUGUCCGAAGGUCAGACGGAGGCCUCGGUGUACCAGCAGGCUGAGAACGGGAAGACGGAGCUUUCUCUGAUGCAUUUCACCAUCAAAAACCCGCACUGGCAGCCGCCGCAGGAGAGCUCCGUGUUCAUCAGCCACCUGAAGGAGAAGGUGCAUCAGGAUGCUCAGACAGGACCAUCUCCUCAGCUGCUGCUGUCCGAGGCUCCUCUCUGCACCUCGCUGCUGUCCAACGAGUCUGGCACGGGUCCUGAUAACCUGUUAGCCAGUGUGUUGGCUCACCCCGUACUGACCGCCUCCGGACUGCCUGGGAGGAACCGCCGCUUCGUCCCGCCGAGCAGCACGGCUUCCGCUGCCGCUAGUGUCCUGGCGUCCCUUUCGUCGUCUCAGCAGCCUCACGCCAGCCGGUCUCGCUCACACAGUCUCCUGCCGUCCCGACAGCAGCACGACGACACCAUGUACUGCAGCGACCACACUGUGGGCGACAGCAUGUCUGCAAGUGACUCCCGGAUGCUCAGCCAGUCUUAUUCGGCCUUGGCGUCAGAGUUUGCAUCAGCCGAGAUGAGCCUGCAUGCUAUAUACAUGCACGAGGUGCAUCAGCAAAAGACCCAGCAUGCAUCUGCACCGUUUCAGGCCUCUGUGCCAAUGAGGGACUUGAGCGCCAACAGUGGUCAAGGUCCUCUGAUACAGUCCGCACAGUCAGUCACCUUGGCGCCGCCCGCUUCUGGCCGCUUGGGCGGCUGGGCUGAAGAGGAAGAGGAGGAGCAGGCGGACGAGGAAGAGAUAAACACUAACCCUGUGCCGGAUCAGACCAGCAGAGGGAGCAGCUGAAGUGCCUUCAACCUGUACAUUUUUGUUCAUUUCUGGGAGUUGUGGCCUUACUUUGGUUUGACACCCUUUGAUCAAGCAUGUUGGGACGCCACACAGAGCAUGACGCUCAAAGAGCCCGCCGAAGCAGUUCGGUUCUCUGGACGCACCGUCUUCCAGUUCAGAGGAACUGUGACGUAACGGACUGCCACGUCCCCUCCCUCGUCACGUCAGUUACAUUUACAUUUCAGACUGCUGUGUGUUUGUGUUAUAGAGUGUGUGUUUUGUUUUGUUCUAUGAUACAACAGGGUGACACUUGUUUUACAGUAUUUAUUUCCAUUUCAUUUUCUUUCAUGCACCGUUUGUUUCAUUUGGGUUAGAGCACGUUACGUUUUCCACGUCUCUGAUUCAAAGCGCUGCCUCGGUUUGCAGGAUGAAAACAUCCUUUUAUCCUAGUAUUGCUAGUUUCAUUUUUGCAUUACAGCAUCGGCGGACAGAAAAUAUCACUGAAUGUAAAAUCAUACCAGUUGCCUCAUGAGAAAAAAAAAAUUAUUCGUCACAAAGUUAUAAAACAUGAUUUUUUUUCUUAAAGAAAAUAUAAUAUAUAGACUUGGGGAUCAUUUUUGCCUAAUGAAAAAUGUAAUUUAAAAUUAAAAGUAAUUCGCGUUUGCAGACAUUUUGACACAGUAACCUCUUAGCUUGAGAUGAAAAAAAGAUUUUAGCAAUAAAACAUAUCACGCUUUACCAAAAAGCGUUUGAUUGUAGAAGGGAACGCACAAAAGAAAUAAAAAUGAAGUCUUAUUUUUGCGGUUUGUCUAAAACGUAGGUCUGUCAUGAGCAUUUCAUCUACAGCAACAAAUAUGCUAGUUUUAAAUCAUCUUAGACGACCAUAUGACUGCAUUAAAGGAUUAGCUAUUUAAAUGACACUAAAGCUACAAGAAUGAUUAACUAUCAAACUGAGGAGUUAAUGUGGAAAAACAGAUUAAAUUAUUUAAAUGAAAGCAUUUUUUAAAGCCAGACGUUAGUCCCAAUUCACAGCCGUUGAAAUAUUAUUUCUAGACUACUUGUUCAGCUUGUAAACAGCAGAUUAGCACAUUAUUUAACCACUUAAGAAGUUCAAAUGAAACACUAUUCAAGACUAAAGUCAGUUUGAAGGUGCAAGUGUUGUAUUUUUGAGGAUUUGUACUCUGUACCCAACCGAUAACAGUCCCUUCCAGCAUGUUGACUUAAAUAUUACACAUCUGACAGAUGAUCUUUCAAGCCGAAUCCCAGAAUUCAUCAGUUUAAGCAGUUAAUGUGGUGUGUCCCGAGUCUGUGUCGACCCAAAUCUGAAGGGUAUGAGUUUGUGUAGAGUUCAGUCAGGUUUCAAACUAGAAUCUGCCGUUAUCCAGAACAAAAUAGUUGUAGCUAAUGUGCUCUCUCAAAGCGCAGGAGAGUUCGUCUCUGUAAUAUAUCACUAUCACGAGAGCCUAAGGGCUUUUGACAGUUUACACAUGGUAUAUGACACUCUGGUCAGAGAUAUACCCACAAUUCACGUCCUGUGGCCGGAGCGUGUCAGAAGCUUUCAGAAAUCACCUACUUGAAAUCCUGCAGUUAAGAGAGUAGCUUAAAGCAUAGUUAAUAAAGAUAACGGCAUCUAUAUCACACCCACUGAAAUACCUCCAGAUGUACCUUAAGACCGUGUAUGUACAGUAUUUAUUUGUGUGGGACGUUAUUGAGCGAACGCGAUCAGGAUGUAGUUGCAGACGUGCUGUUUGCAGUGUUACAGGAUUGGAGGGCUUUUUUCCACACAAGACUGAACUGUGCAAGUGAAACACAUUGUUUUACAGCUCUGUUAUCUUAAUGUUCUGUUUAAACAGUCUGGGGUCGGACUGUGCCAGGUGCUAUAUAAAUAUGUAUAUUUAAUUUGUUUCGAUAUUUAUCUCUUUUUGUUGGAUUUUGACCUUUUUUGUCUGAUCAAAAUAACACUAUCAAAAAAUAAACCAUAGCAAAACCGG
Molecule: messenger RNA, 4684 nt
Organism: Onychostoma macrolepis
Lineage: Eukaryota; Metazoa; Chordata; Actinopteri; Cypriniformes; Cyprinidae
Gene: atg9b
Product: autophagy related 9B
Exons: 15
Coding region: 270-2711 (813 amino acids)
Biological process (GO): protein localization to phagophore assembly site; autophagy of mitochondrion
Cellular component (GO): autophagosome; phagophore assembly site
Source: RefSeq, a predicted model, not a curated record